Messenger RNA from Panicum virgatum (switchgrass), 2374 nucleotides. Its product is annotated as wall-associated receptor kinase 2-like. Gene Ontology annotation, molecular function: ATP binding; polysaccharide binding; protein serine/threonine kinase activity. Gene Ontology annotation, biological process: cell surface receptor signaling pathway; protein phosphorylation. The transcript is spliced from 4 exons. Lineage: Eukaryota; Viridiplantae; Streptophyta; Magnoliopsida; Poales; Poaceae. Bases 32 to 2281 code for a protein of 749 amino acids. The record is from RefSeq and is a predicted model, not a curated record. Gene Ontology annotation, cellular component: plasma membrane.
UCGCGCCCUGCAUCCAACCACGAAAGAAUCAAUGGUCCCUGUACUCCUCAUUCUAUGCAUAUUCUUUCUCGCAGAGGUCAUGCCAGAUGAAGCCUCUUCUAGGCCCUCUGUAUCAUUGCCGGGCUGCCCGGAUAAGUGUGGCAACGUGUCCAUCCCCUACCCCUUCGGCAUUGGCAAGGAAUGUGCUGCGACCAGCUUAAACAGCUACUUCAUCGUCACCUGCAACGACACCUUCCAUCCACAGCAGCCAACAGUCGGGGACCAGGAAGCAGUGGUUGAGGUCACCGACAUCUCACUGGAGCAUGGUGAGAUGCGUGUGCUCAGCCCCAUCAGCCACAUAUGCUUCGCGUCAUCAAACACCACGUUCAACAAGUUUGGUGGAGGUUACAAUCUGCAGUCCACGCCCUUCCUCCCCUCACCGUCGCGCAACCGCUUCAUGGUCAUCGGCUGCAACACCCUGGGGCUCAUCGGAGGGUACCAGGGCGCCGCAAGCCAGUAUACAGCCGGGUGCUACUCCUACUGUGAGGGCAUCAACACUACAUCUGAUGGCGCACCGUGUGCUGGGAUGGGCUGUUGCGAGGCUGCAAUCCCUGCGAACCUCACUGCCUUUGGAGUGAUGUUUGAGAUGAACCAAAGCAAGGUCUGGGGCUUCAACCCAUGCUUCUACGCCAUGGUCGCGGAGGUUGGGUGGUACAGUUUCAGGAAGCAGGACCUUGUUGGCAACCUUGGAUUCAUUGACUCUAGAGCCAAGAGGGGUGCCCCCAUCAUCGCUGACUGGGCCAUUAGGAACAGCUCGUGCCCAGAAGAGGGGAAGGAACCACCCAGUGGCUAUGCCUGUGCCAGUGCAAACAGCUACUGCACAAACAAUGGUCCAGGCUAUCUAUGCCAAUGCUCCAAAGGAUACGAGGGUAACCCUUAUAUUCCAAAUGGCUGCCAAGAUAUAGAUGAGUGCUUGCUGCGUACGCAAGAUUCCAAGUAUGAAGAAUUGUACCCAUGCAGAAAAGGGGUUUGUCACAAUACACCAGGAAGCUACUUUUGCAAGUGCAAAAUGGGAACAAGAUCUGAUGGCACAAAUUUUGGGUGCCAAUCUCUACAUGCUUCAACCGGACUAGUUAUAGGCCUCAGUGUCUCUGCAAUCGUGUUGAUGGCCUUGGCAUGCUUGUACAUCAUGCAAUUACAAAGGAAAAGGUACAUGAUGGAGAAAGAAGAAUAUUUCAGACAAAAUGGAGGUCUCAAGUUAUAUGAUGAAAUGAGGGCAAGGAAGGUUCACACGAUUCAUAUUCUUACAGAGAAGGAAAUAAAGAAAGCCACAGACAACUAUAGUGAAGAUAGAGUGCUUGGAUGUGGUGGUCAUGGAAUGGUCUAUAGAGGAACUUUGGAUGACCACAAAGAGGUUGCCAUAAAAAAGUCUAAGGUAAUAAAUGAUGACUGUAGGGAAGAAUUUGUCAAUGAGAUAAUAAUUUUGUCUCAAAUCAACCACCGAAACAUCGUGAGGUUACUAGGCUGUUGCUUGGACGUAGAUGUCCCAAUGUUGGUGUACGAGUUUGUCUCCAAUGGAACUCUAUCCAGGUUCCUUCAUGGUGCUGAUCGUACAUCACCCAUCCCCUUGGAUCUCCGUCUGAAGAUUGCCACACAAUCAGCAGAAGCUCUUGCUUAUUUACAUUCAUCGAUAUCUUGCACAAUUCUACAUGGAGAUGUCAAGUCUGCCAAUAUCCUGUUGGAUGAUCAGCACAAUGCAAAGAUUGCAGAUUUUGGAGCAUCAGCACAGAAGUCAAUGGACGAAAAUGAGUUCAUCAUGUUUGUACAAGGAACACUUGGCUAUCUUGACCCUGAGAGCUUUAUCAGUCAUCAGCUGACAGAGAAAAGUGAUGUCUACAGUUUCGGAGUAGUUCUUCUGGAGUUGAUCACAAGAAAAAGGGCUAUGUUUGAGGAUAGGUUCAACGAAAAGAAAUCACUGGCGCAUACCUUUCUCUUAAUGUUUCGACGUAAUAAGCACCAACUGAUGCUGGACAUCGAAAUUAUAGAUGAGGCGGUCAUGGCGGUGCUUGAGAAGCUAGCCCAACUAGCAGUGCACUGCCUAUGCCCAAGUGGAGAUGACAGGCCAACAAUGAAGGAAGUAGCAGAGCGCCUACAAAUGUUGAGGAGGCUCCACAUGGAUGCAAUUAAUGACUGUGAAUCCAAUUAUUAUGUAAAAAAACAUGCAGGAUCACCAUCAAUGGCUGCCCCUUUGGAUGAAAUGACAUACAGCAGCGUGGAGGUGUCUACACUGAUCCUUGCAUAGCUCUUGCAACAUUGAUGGUGCUUCUACACAUUUUAUUUUUUUGAAACAUACUUCUACACUGGAUACUUGUGUAUGAUACUUGGUGAUGUAUAU